Molecule: messenger RNA, 4235 nt
Organism: Vitrella brassicaformis
Lineage: Eukaryota; Vitrellaceae
Source: the annotation of a GenBank genome assembly
CCACCGUUCAAGCCCCAUAGAAUCGCCCACAUGCGGUGCGUCCUUUCACCAUUCGUCCAUGUGCUCAGUAAUGCGUGUGUGUGUAGAUUAGAUGUGUGUGCAGUGAAUAGCCAUCUUCCUAUCAUCUGCCGACACGCACGCUUGAUCAAUCUGUCUGUCUGCACAAGAGGGAUCUGACAUCCAUCCAUCCAUCAGCAUCCACACACACUCACACAGACGAACAAACGAAUUAGCCCAUUAGCACUUCACGUGACCACUACAGCCACAGGCUUAACCAUCGAAUGAAUUACACUCCCUGUACACCACACACAGACAGUCAGAUAGUCAGCUGACUGACAAAUAAAUAAGACGGACGCUUCCGCAGGUCUUAUUAUCAUCUGCGGGACACCGGGGGGGCUCACAUGCAACGCAUGACAGACACCAUGAUCGCAUCCACAAUCGACCGCACCGCAUGUGGCUGCUAUGCGGGGAAGGUGGGAGAGGGAGAGGGAGGGAGGGAGGGAGGGAGGGAGCAGCCAAGUCACGUCACGUCAGUAGAAUUGGGAGUACAUCUGAGGCAGGCCACACACGGAGGAGAACGAAUGGUAUGCCGCUGACCGUGUGUGUGCCCGACUGACUCGUCCAAGUACUUACCUGGUACAUGAGGUCCUUCUUGACGUAACUGCACACACAGACAUCAAGACAACGAAUGUGUGUCUGCGUGACGUGAUGAUGGCUGUGGCUUACUGAUAAGUGAUGACCGGGUUCUUGCGCCUCUUGAGCCAUCUACACGCACAUACACACACACACACAUUCACUCAUGUGAGUCGAUAUCUGCCUGUGCUGCCACAUACUCGAAUUCGGAGUAAUUGCCCUGUUUCCAUGAUGGCGGCAUGCCCGAAAAGCCCCUAAUCGACUGCAUCUUGUGCGCUGCACAUACACACACGACAUCGACAUGAACGAACGGACGGACGAACGAAGGCGCAUAAGCAUUUAUAUGUGUGUGUGUCCGUGUGUGUGUGUGCUGUUUGUGCGCGUGUGUAUGAUCAUCGGUCGGUAUACCUACCGAUGUGCUUCUCGAUGCAUGCGCCCGUAUAGACGUCCUCUGGCUUCCCCCAGUACUCUGCACCUUUCCAGAACUCAUCAUCCUUCGGGUCAACUGACAUAGUCGGUCGUCACAAGAGUGGUUGAUUCGUGCGUGUGUGUGUUGCACCAGCUGUCACACAUGGCCUAGCCUACUCACCGAGGAAGCAAUUUUCCCAUCGCGUGCUGCCGCGCUGGCCGUCUGACGGCUUCUGACACAUGGCCUUCAUCAGCCCCCUAGACAGGACGUAGCCAGCCCCGCCGCUCGCGUAGCCCUGCUUCUUGUAGACCAUAUACUGACCCAAGUAGUGAGGCUGCACAGCACAGCAGACACAGAUGACAGACACACCAGACAGACAGACAGAGAGACACACAACAGGCAUCCGCACCAGUGCAUGACUCCUUGCCUCCCUAUCAACAAAUGACUACCUACCUGUUCUGGGUCGAAUUUCUUGAGGGCGUUGGCGAGGUUGUAAGUGACCAGGAAGAGGUCGUCGUCGACCUUCAUGAACCACUCGUACACACUCGCCAUGUCCUUCUCGCACAAAAACAUGUACGACUUGAGCACCUUCUUGUACAACACCUUUAGGUCAACACACACACGCACACACACACACAUGCGUCUACUGUGUCUACUCAGCCAUCUUUCUCUCUCUCCCUCCCUGUGUGUGUGUGUGUGUUGCAUUGCGCACCUUAUAGCCAUCAAUGUCAGCACCCAAUUCCUCUGUCUGCCCACACAGAGGAAUGGUUGCAGCACGUCCAUCCAUUCAUGUGUGUAUGUAUCGACGCCCACCUGGGCGAGUUUGGUGACUUCAUCUCUUUGUCUCUUCUCCUCUAUGUCUUUUGCCGGCGGCAAAGUGCCGACAAAUGUCAGCAAAUUGGCCAGGUGACGCCCCCAUGUCCUAUGGACACACACAGAGACACAUAAACAGAGAGAGGGAUGGACUCGUGUACGUGUGUCUGGCUGGUGUCACGGUGAAUGUGAAUGUGAGUGUGGACGUGCGGCUACCUGAAGAUGCGUUCCCUUUUCUCCAGGAAGGCCUUCUGGUGGGUGUGGAGGAUAACCAGUGCCUUAUCCAAGUCAUGAUCAACCCACACAGACCCGUUCUUCCUCAUGUCCCUGAAGUGCACUUCCAGCCCUCGCCAUGAGGUCAUGUUGCCCGUGUCUGGCGUGACAGCCAGGCCAUCGAGCAGUAUCUCCCUCAGUGUUGACACGUCCUGCUGCUGGCUGGCGUGGGCGAGGACCUUCUUGGCCAAUAAUGACGAGGCAUCGGACAGCUGCACACACGAGAGAAUGCACGACACGACACACGCAAACAAAAAGACAGUGAGAGGAGAGAGCUGGGUGGUGGGCUGGAGGUGUCUACUGUACUGUAGGUACCUUACCUUCUUGUCACCACCGGUUCCCUUGUCGCCUCUCAGGUUGCCCCUUCCCUCCAGGUCAACCACACCUACACACACACGGACACGGGCAUGUGGUGUGGACGUACGUAUGUGUGUUUGCGGUGGACCCGUGAGUGAUUGAUGCAUUUACCCAGUGUCUCGACGAGCAGCCUCUCCAACAACUCAGUGACGGCACGCAGCGAUGACAGCUGCACACAGACAGACAGACAGACAGAUAGAGAGGCGCGUGUGAUGGUUGGUCAAGAGAGGAGUGUGUGAUGCACACAUGACAUGCGCACCUCUGCCUCUGUCUUGACGCGUUGUGCGGUUUUGUCAAACAGCAGCUUCUUGGCGUCCUCCAGCUGCAGUGCCACCGUUCUCAACGACAUGCUCAUCUACACAAUCACAAUCACAAUCUUACACAUACACACAAGCAUCCACCCUCCCUCCCAUGCCCUGCGCAGGCUACAGAACAAACUCCAGUAUGUAUCUGUGUGUCUGUGGCACCUUCUCCAUCUCCUCUUUGGUGUUCUUGGCUCCUGCUCCUGCUGCUGCUGCUGCUGGUGGUGGGUUGGCCAGUGCUGCUGAGGACGAGUCUGCUGGCGCGGCGCCAGACAGUAUCGAGCCAUACCUACACACACACAGAGAGAGAGAGAAGAAGAUUCAGCUAGAUAGGAUGGACCAUCAAUCGCGUCCGCAUCAGUGUGUCUGGCGAGUAGGUGGCUGACCGUGCGAGGAUGUCUGUGAGGUUUUUCCUCUCCAGCUCGAGGGACUGCUGCGAUGCCUGCAGCGCCUGACGCUGUAAUGACAGCUCCUGAACACACACGCGCGCACAGACAGAGAGAGCAUAUGAGGGGUCUGAUCUCUGUAUGUCUGUGCACAGCAGAGAUGUGUGUGUGUGUGUGUGUGUAGCUUCUUUCCUGGUGCAGGGCGCUGAUGUUUGAGAGCAGCAUGCCUUCCCUGUGGCUGCUGUCUAUGUCGCCAUCCAGGGAGUCAUAUAACGACACACCACCAACACCGCCAUCCACAAGACCUGUGAGUCAGUGGGGGAUUGUUCGACCGACACGCACCAACACACACAAACACACACACACACACACACACACGGGCGUUGACUGCUGUCCACUGCGCGACGCGAUGUGUGUGUACCUCUGGAAGGCUGGUACAGGAGUAUCCUGACUGCAAUGCAGAGAGCAAAGGCAGAGAGAGAGAGAGAGAGAGAGUUUGGUCAAGAAGAUGCUUGCUAGUUGAGUGGAGUGGGGUAUUGCGAUUCAUUCUCUCACUCACUCCACGUCAGGAUUCCAAAGACGGAGAAAGCAGUUAUCAACACAUUCCUGGGAAAGGAACACACACACACGUGUCAGGUCAGGUCAAACAGCACAGCGAAGCUGCAGUUUGUGCGUGUUGCCGAUAGGUGUGCCCCCACGUGUGUGUGUACCUAAAUGACAGCAUUUGCCCCGCUUCUGAACACACAACCAAACAUCAUUGUCAAGACAAGAUGGUGACGAACGAACGAACGGAACGAUAAACACAGUACUGAUCACUCACUCUCUUUGUCUUUGCCUGUGCUGUCGCUGCUGCCGCUGCCGCUGCCGCUGCUCUGUUCCUUCGGCUCUGGGCGAUUGACGUGGACGAACGGUGCAAGCAGCGGGGAGGGCGCGUUUCGCAUCGCCGCCCAUACACACAGAUCUGAUCUAUCCGCAGACCCGCUGUCAACAAACAGCUACAAUGGGGCCAGCAAUACGCGAGAGUGUUGGAGAAGCUUCUUCUCCUCUUUGCUCCCGUCGUUG